Messenger RNA from Rattus norvegicus (Norway rat), 1497 nucleotides. RefSeq names its product solute carrier family 7, member 6 opposite strand (gene Slc7a6os). Gene Ontology annotation, cellular component: cytoplasm; nucleus. Lineage: Eukaryota; Metazoa; Chordata; Mammalia; Rodentia; Muridae. The transcript has 5 exons. The coding region runs from base 14 to 931 and encodes 305 amino acids. The record is from RefSeq and is marked validated.
CGCGAUUGCCGCUAUGGAGGCCGGCAGGACUGCAGUGUUGCGCGUGAAGCGGAAGCGCAACGCGGAGCCCGCGGAGGCUCUCGUGCUGGCCUGUAAACGCCUCCGGAGCGGCGAAGUCGAGUCGUCUGCUCCAGAGACACCAGAGGGUCAGGAGACAGGGGCGGAGAGAAAUGUCUUCCAAUUGGUUGCCACCGUGCGAUCUCAGGAGGAGCCAAUCCAGCAGCUUGUGCGGGCUGCCCUGCGCCCGUCCCGGAGCAGCCAGCUGCGUAUCCGCCGCGAUCUUCGUGCCUCGGUUCGCGAGGUCCGUAAAGAGGGCCGCUACAGAGUAGUCUCCAGCCACCGAUCCUCGGGGACCUCUAACAGUUUGGAGCCCCAGUGUGUGUCAGAAGCUGUCAGGGACGGAGGCUUCCAGUUAUUGGACCUGGUCCACGAGGAAGAAGACCCAGAGGCUGCUGCCACAGACUGCCGCAAAACAUCUGAUCCAGAUGUGAUCCUCUGCAAUUCUGUAGAAUUGAUCCGUGAGAGGCUGACUGUAUCUGAGGAUGGAUCCCAAGUAGAACACCAGGAGGAACCAAAGCACAGUGAUGACUAUGUAUAUGACAUCUACUAUAUGGAGAUGGCCCCUCCAGGGUGGAUUGAGAACAUCCUGUCUGUGCAGCCCUACAGCCAGGAAUGGGAGCUGGUGAAUGAUGAUGAGCAGCCAGAAGAUAUUUAUGAAGAUGAAGAUGAUGAAAACAGUGAAAAUAACUGGCGCAACGAGUACCCAGAUGAAGAAAGCAGUGAUAGAGAUGAAGAUUCCAGAGGCUCUGAUGAAUACAACAGCCUCAGUGAUGAGGAGAGAAGCUGCAGGCGACUGGUGUGGAGCAAAUACCCUUUGGAUGUACAAAAGGAGUUUGGCUAUGACAGCCCCCAUGAUCUGGAUUCAGAUUGAUGGCCUGCUGGUAUCUGUGAGAUUCUUCCACAGGCCUUUAAGCUCUGACUAUAGAGCCAUCAUCUUAGGAUUCCUAACUGAACAUGUGGAAAGAAAAACUUUUACCCCAGCACAGUGAAGACUUCUACUUAUAAGUGAUAAGUGAAGCCAAGCAUGCUGGGUCAUGCCUGUAAUUCCAGCAUUGGAGAGUUUGGGAGCCAAGAACAGUACUGAAAAAGCAAGGCCAGCCUUUAGACUACACAACAAUAAGUUCUAGGCCAGCCUUGGCAUUUUAUUUAAAAAAGAAAAAAAAUUACAAUCUGGAAAAUAAAAUGAUGUAAAACCUCCAGCCCUGGUGGUUUUUCUGUCAUUUUACUUGUAUGCGGGAGUGCCUGCCUCCGGUGAAGCCUGUUCCUUUGAUGGAGAUCACCGCUACACGGACAACAGUGACUCCCCUGCCUAGAGCUAUGGGAGGUCCUUCCUUCCCCAACCCCCUUUAGACUCUGACUAUGGUUAUAAAGACUGCUAUCACCAUACAGUGUGUAUGAAUGUGAUACUCUAAUAAAAACUCAACUUUUUAUAGAGAA